Molecule: messenger RNA, 1741 nt
Organism: Rosa chinensis
Lineage: Eukaryota; Viridiplantae; Streptophyta; Magnoliopsida; Rosales; Rosaceae
Product: UPF0481 protein At3g47200
Exons: 2
Coding region: 73-1413 (446 amino acids)
Source: RefSeq, a predicted model, not a curated record
UUGAACUCGCAAGCUGCAUCUGCUGAAAGAUCUCCUGGUCCGGUCAGAGCCCAGGUUUUGGGUACAACUACGAUGUUUGGACAAAGAAGAAGAACUCAAGGAAACAAUCAAGCUACUCCGAAUGACAUAGAAAACCAGAACUCUUCAUUAGAAGAUUCCAGGGGACAGGAGCUAUAUCAGGUGUCUCGUGUGUCUCCUUUGCGUUGCAUCUACAGAGCUCCUCAACGACUACGACAUGCACGUGAAGAGGCUUACACACCCAAGUUAGUCUCUAUUGGCCCACUCCAUCACGGCAAAGAAGACUUAUUGCCCAUGGAAGAACACAAAAAGAGGUACCUCCAAGAUUUUUUAGGUCGGAGCAGGUUAAGCUUGAACAAUUAUAUACUAAAAAUAAAGGCCCAAGAAGAAAGAUUGCGCAGUUGUUACAUGGAGACAAUUAAGUUUGGAAGUGAUGACCUGGCGAGAAUCAUUUUAGUGGAUGCCGCAUUCAUCAUUGAAGUCUUACUAAGGUGCUAUCACAAGGAUUUGAUAGAUGAAAAUGACUGCGUAUUUGGUAAACCAAUCUUGAUUUGUGAUAUAUGGCCUGACCUUUUGUUGCUUGAAAAUCAAUUGCCAUUCUUCAUUCUCGAGGAGCUUAGCCUCUACUUGGAGCUCAUUGAGAACUGUAAGAGGACUUCAAUGGUUUUUCUUUCUCACAACUUCUUUAAUGACUGUUUCGUAAUGCCUAUAGAAGGAACGAAGGAAGAAAAUGAGGAGAAAAUACGUUCUCAUCAAGUAGAAGUAAAGCAUCUUCUUGAUCUUUUGAGAACGUUAUUAAUACUACCAAUAGUGUUGAAAUCACAAGAUGGACAGCAUCUAGGUACUUUUGGAACUUCAUCUACCGUGACAGAGCUACAACAAGCAGGAAUUAGUUUUAAAGUGGGAGCCGGCAGAGGCUUACUGGCCAUACAAUUCACUGAUGGGAUUUUGGAAGUUCCAAAAUUAACCUUGUUGUAUCAAACAGAGGUUACUAUAAGAAAUAUCACUGCCUUUGAACAAUGCGAAUUUCCUUCGGACGUACAGUACGUGUGUCAUUAUGUUGCCAUCCUCGAUUGUUUAGUGAAUACUGCAAUGGAUGUGGAGUUACUUGUUCACUAUGGUAUUGUUGAAAAUAAUAUAGGUGACAGCAAAAACGUUUCUCGUUUGAUUAACAGCCUUGGAAGUGGGCUUAUGGUAGACGCUGAUUACUUUUAUUAUUCUACCGUUUGUCAAAACCUGAACGACCACUGCAGCUCGAGGUGGAACAAAACGAUGGCAAAUUUGAGACAAAAUUAUUUCAACACACCUUGGACAACCCUAUCUGUCGUUGCAGCUGGUAUUCUCCUUGUACUCACUUUCAUUCAAACGGUGUCAUCUGUCAUCUCUAUUGCUUAAGCAUCACCUCUAAACCCUAAGCCUUAGAUUGAGGUGACUGAUCACCACUGGAGUUUAAAAUAAAUGAAGAAGCUCGAUCAGAUUUCCUUGAGAGUGAAUGUAAUUUAUAUGUACAGGUGUGCAUGUUGGGUCAAAUCAAGUUUGGUUGAGUGAUUGAAACAAAGUGCUUGUUAAAAAUAAUUACUUUCAAUAAGUGUGGUCAUGAGAUUCAUAUAUGCAUUGUUGUAGUUGAUUUGUAACUUAAAUUGGUUUGUCAAUAUUAGAGCUGCUUUGUUAUUGGAGAAGGAUUGUCUUCUUUCCAUUAUCUAAUGAUUCAUAGCUUGUAUUU